AAAUGUUAACAAAGCGUUAACGUAGAACCAAAAGACGUUUCCAACGAGACGACGAAACUCUCCUUCACUCAAAUCGAUACCGUCCAUUCUCUAGACCGCCCAUUAUGCCCUCAGUCACCAACAUCGCGAACAUGUGUUCGCAUCUCCAAAACGCCUCUAAAGCCCGCCUGGGUAUAACAUCUGUCAAGAAUUGCAAAUACAACCUUCAACUCGCCCUCGCUCUUCACCGAUCAGGUUUCUUCUCGGCAAUCUACCGUUCCGGUCCUCAUCCCCCAACGCUCGAGCAGAUGGUUUCUGAGCCUCCAGUGCGUGUGACAAACGCCAACGUAGCCAGGAUGCGCUUGUGGCUCGGCCUUAAGUACUGGGACGGUAAACCCGUCCUCGGAAAGGCCAACGCUAUUAGCACGCCGAAGCGUCUUAUGACGGCCAACAUUGCGGAGCUGGCUAGAUUGGCGAGAGGGUUUCCUACGAAGGUGGAUGGUGGUGUCGUGCCGGGGUUAAAUCUUGGCGAGUGCAUGUUUGUGUCGACGUCGAAGGGUAUGCUGGAAGUAAGGGAGGCACUCGCGAGAAAACAGGGUGGUCUGUUAGUAUGCCGGGUUUCAUAAGCAUGGAUAUCUAGAGGGGAGGUUGCUUGGGUGGUGGGAGGAGCCUGUGUGCUUUCAUGAUACGAUAAAUAGGGAAGCUUGUAUUGUACAACUAGAUUAAGUCCAACAAGGACGAUUUUUGUAUCAAAAAUCAAUCUCAGCAUGAGAAACUGCCUUUCGCAUUACAAAUA
This is a messenger RNA of Fusarium oxysporum Fo47, 775 nucleotides long. RefSeq names its product ribosomal protein S8. The coding region runs from base 105 to 605 and encodes 166 amino acids. Gene Ontology annotation, biological process: translation. Gene Ontology annotation, cellular component: ribosome. Lineage: Eukaryota; Fungi; Ascomycota; Sordariomycetes; Hypocreales; Nectriaceae. Gene Ontology annotation, molecular function: structural constituent of ribosome. The record is from RefSeq and is a predicted model, not a curated record. The transcript has a single exon.